Heterotrigona itama is the source of this 562-nucleotide messenger RNA. The record is from the annotation of a GenBank genome assembly. NCBI's taxonomy places the organism in Eukaryota, Metazoa, Arthropoda, Insecta, Hymenoptera, Apidae.
AUGCCUGUAUGUCCUAAAUUGGAAGUAACAAACGUUUUAUUUAAGUACUUCAGGAAUUGAAAGUUGGAGGUCCAACCGACGCGAUUGUUGCCGUUCUAUGUACAGGAUGCUUAUGCUUGCACGUCUAUAAAGUCUCGAAGGAAUGGUGUUGCUCUUGUUGUUUUGGAAAUUUCACACGAAUUACUGUACUAUUUUUAUCGUGUGUGGGUGAAUCAGGUGUCUUAGUCGUCUUCGAUACUAUUUUCGAUAUCUUCGUAUUCCCUAAGCCGUUUCCUGGGCGAGAUUCGCGCUUAAACGAAGAACGGAGGUUAGUUUCGGCAGAUGUAUCGGGGUAUGUACUUAGUUUCUUUUUUUUUUUUUCACGAAACUGACAAAUGCAACAGGAUCACGUUACGUUAUCUUUGUUUAAUUUUUAAACGUGAUUUUUUUAUUUAGAUUACUCCCGAUUUUGUCCCCCCUAAGUUCGUUGGAUGUGUUAUUCGGAGAAGAAUAUUUUGUUAAUUAGUAAACAUACUUGUUCGAUCAUUUUUAAUAAUUUUUUUUUUUAGGCAGCAUUGAAUAA